Messenger RNA from Chenopodium quinoa (quinoa), 1452 nucleotides. RefSeq lists its product as uncharacterized. The transcript has 3 exons. Bases 663 to 1226 code for a protein of 187 amino acids. The record is from RefSeq and is a predicted model, not a curated record. Lineage: Eukaryota; Viridiplantae; Streptophyta; Magnoliopsida; Caryophyllales; Amaranthaceae.
GGAGAGAGAAACUCACAGACGUUUAGAUUGAGGAGAGAGAAAGUGAAAGCUGUUUGAGUUUGAGGGUUUAUGAUUUGUUUUAAUCGUGGCCGUUCAUAUCAAUCUAAUCCUACGAUUAUAACUAGGAACUAGGGUUCUUAUAUAACCAGGGUUCUUAUACAAGGAUGAGUUCUUACCGAAUCCCUCCCUUAUUGGAUCAUGUGAAAACAAAUCUUAGGGUGAAAACUGAAAACCUACAAUCUCUACCGUCCAUAAAAAUCAAUGGCUGAGAUUCUGAAUUUUUCUACGGUUGUAGCAAUGCAGCAGUAAAUUCAUCAGUAUGUGUUCUGUUUUUUAGCUUGUUAUUCCUCUCUCCAUCUUCACAAUCUGGAAAAUCAAACACAGACGCCAUGAAUUCAUCGCCAUUAAACUGUGAAGCUUUGGAUUCUCUCGUCAUCGAAUUCGACAAAUCAGAAAACCUCUUCUUGGACAACGAAGAGUCUUCUACUCUCUCUCCUCCUUCUUCCUCCUCUCUCUCUCUCCUCCACCUCCUUCUUCAUCGUCAUCUUCAUCUGAGUCGUAUCGAACACGCCUCCUGAUUCGUCGGAUUCGCCACCUGUUAGAGUCUGGUGAUAUUGACUCCACUUUGGUUCUCCUUUGUCUUCAUACUCCUUCCAUAUUACAUGAUCUUCGCCUCUUUUUUGCCUUCAAAAGCAGGGUUUGACAUUUUUGGGCUGAAAUUAUGGGGCGCGACUGCUCUUUUCUUCGAAUUGGUGGCUGUCAGAGCUAUUAACGCGUGGUCGAGGGCGGCUAGCUGGGAUUGUGCGUGUGAGAGGAGAUGUGCAGGUGUUGGGAAGGAGAUGAAUUAUUGUUGUGAGCUGCUGCUGUUGGUGUGUGUGAGGUGGAGCUGCGUGAGUGCAGAGGCAUCUGGGGUCAAAUGGGGUGGCGAGGUGGCUGAAAUGCGCAGUGGCAGUAGUGAUUUGCAAUAUAUUUUCUAUUUUUCUGAUGGUCCCAUGAUCUGGAUUGCAGAAAUAGUUAAAAGUUCAGAUGAUGGAUCUUCCAUUGUUAAUGCUCAUGUUGAUGGUGCUGAAAUAAGCACAGUCAUGAUUAGGAUGCAAGAUACUGAUGUGGAGAUGCGAUUCCCUUGUGAGAGUGCAAGUAACCAUGAUGAUUGUAGCACUAGCAGCACUCAUCAAAAUAAGAACUUGAAGGUUUGCCAAAAGUCGUGCAUUUGGCGAUGCACUUGAAUAUUCAUAUCAGUUUUUGUAUAUAGUGAGUGACCUCUAUAUGGUCAAAAUUGAAAUAGUUAUCCUAUUUUUGUAUAUAGGACCUCUAUAUAAAUGUUGUCAUAUUAAUAUAGUUACCUUACUUUUGUGUAUAGUGACUUAUGAGAAUAUGAUCAAAAUUGAUAUAUUUACCCUAUUUUUGUAUAUAGUGACCUUAAUGUAAAUGUUGUAAAAAUUAAUAUAGUUA